Messenger RNA from Phragmites australis (common reed), 649 nucleotides. Its product is annotated as splicing factor 3B subunit 6-like protein. The transcript has a single exon. Gene Ontology annotation, molecular function: RNA binding. The coding region runs from base 77 to 469 and encodes 130 amino acids. Gene Ontology annotation, biological process: mRNA splicing, via spliceosome. Lineage: Eukaryota; Viridiplantae; Streptophyta; Magnoliopsida; Poales; Poaceae. Gene Ontology annotation, cellular component: catalytic step 2 spliceosome; precatalytic spliceosome; U2 snRNP. The record is from RefSeq and is a predicted model, not a curated record.
CCAACCGCCACCUUAAGCCCGGCUACACGCAGCACGCAAACCACCCCCAAAUCACCAAACCCUAGGCGCGGCGGCGAUGGCGGCGGUGAACCUACGGAAGGGGAACGCGCGUCUCCCGCCGGAGGUGAACCGUGUGCUGUACGUGCGGAACCUGCCGUUCAACAUCUCGAGCGAGGAGAUGUACGACAUCUUCGGCAAGUACGGCGCGAUCCGGCAGAUCCGGCUGGGCAACGCCAAGGACACGCGCGGCACCGCCUACGUCGUCUACGAGGACAUCUACGACGCCAAGAACGCCGUCGACCACCUCUCCGGGUUCAACGUCGCCAACCGAUACCUCAUCGUGCUCUACUACCAGCCCGCCAAGAUGUCCAAGAAGUCCGACAUCAAGAAGAAGGAGGACGAGAUCACAAGGCUCCAGGAGAAGUACGGACUCGGCUCCAAGACCCCAGGCCCCGGCUCCAGCGACUGAACUUCUGGGCGUAUUGCCUCAGCACCUAGCACUGGGUGUAACGAGAAGAGUAAUCAGAGGGAACGAGUUGCUAGUGCUGUGCUAUGUUGCAUCCAAUUUUAAUAAUUACUAUGUGUUGUUAUGCAGUGACAAUCAGUUGAAUAGAUAUGUGCUUGCCAGGAGCCUUCAAGUGUGCUUCAA